Paecilomyces variotii is the source of this 1960-nucleotide messenger RNA. Its product is annotated as Hemimethylated DNA-binding protein YccV like-domain-containing protein. Gene Ontology annotation, molecular function: DNA binding; protein binding. The transcript is spliced from 4 exons. Bases 99 to 1844 code for a protein of 581 amino acids. Lineage: Eukaryota; Fungi; Ascomycota; Eurotiomycetes; Eurotiales; Thermoascaceae. The record is from RefSeq and is a predicted model, not a curated record.
CCAUUACCAGAGCGCCAACCUCAAAAGCCGACAAAUAUACUGUCAAAUGUCAGAACACAUUUAAUACACACCAAUCGCGCUGCACUAUAGCGCUCGCUAUGGAAACGUCGUUCACUCGCCUGCCGGAUGAGAUAUUGCAUACAAUUCUCUGCUAUAGCCCUCCAUCUGCGGCUGCUGCUCUCGAACGCACCGCUCGCAGGUUCAGGAGCAUUGCAAACGAACCUCUGCUAUGGCGAUAUUACUGUUUGACUCACUUCAGCUUCUGGGAACAUCGGCAUGAUUUUAAGAAUAAACUAGCGGACCCUGUCUCUUCUGUGGAUUGGAAGGGGCUGUACGCCAGCAGAUGUCUAACUGACUCUACUGUUUCUAGCGCCCUAGAAAGCAUCCUCACAAGCCAAACAGGGCGACUAGAAAAGUUUCGCGUCAUCAUUAGCUUUGGAUACGAUGCUAAGGACACACUGAUACGGAACGCGCUUACAGGGCCUGAAAGAGAGGAUCAUUUGGCACGAAGAUAUUAUAGCCACGCUGUUCUGACUAGCUUACAUCGGCAUAUCGCUAUUCGGGAGUGGAUCAAACUGAGGCAAGGGGAAUCUAUACCCCUCGAGCGCGCACUUGGAGCUUUCGACCUUUUCGUUCCAGAGAGUAAUGUUGGAGACUUAUUUGAUGUCACCAACACGCUUGAUAGGAUCAUAGCUGAUCUCACGCAUGAGGAGCCCGACAUUCGAGCCUCGACGCCGCGUUCUCGGGCUCUAGCUAUCGCAUCAUAUCUGAGAAGGAGAAAGCUUACGGGGAUUGAAGAAGACCGCGAUUAUCACAGUCUCGAACAUAACUUUUUAGGGAUAGCAUUGGCUGACCCGGGCCAUAAUUCACUACCCUUAAUAUCUGCUGCUAUCUACUGCUAUGUUGCACAGGGCCUGGGCCUGAAUGCCCGUCCCUGUGGGUUUCCUUUCCACGUUCAUGUCAUUAUCAUCCCACCACGUGGCCUGGACAUGGAUGGACGCAUACUUGCUGACGGCGCUCAGGGAGAGCCCAUGUACAUGGACCCGUUCCGGUCCACUGGAGAAACACCAGUAUCCAGUCUGCGUAGUCAACUCAACUUCCUGGGGGCUUCAAAUCUUGAGCAGUCGGUCUUCCUUGGGGAAUCGGAGACAUCCGAGAUUGUGCUGCGCUGCGGAAAGAAUAUCCUGCGCUCCAUCCAACACAUGUCCUUACAACCAGCUUUGGCUAUACCGUCCAUCGAUAUCGGGAGCGCAAAAUAUGCUGGCUUAUGGUCUUCCAUGAUCUUUGCGGGCCCAUCAAGACCAAUAGAACUUCGACAGCACCUACCUUGGCUUAUGGAGUUGUUUGCUACGGAUUUCCCUUCAGACCUCUACUUGAUCGAAGAAUGCCUGGUACCUCUCUUCCAGGGACUUCCAGAAUAUGAACAUCUUCGGGAGAGUUUGCAUGUAAUGAAGGCUGUCGACGAAAUACCCAGGCAAAUACGGCGGCGUACUUCUGCACACCAGAAUGUCAAAUAUCGCGUAGGCCAGGUGUUUCGCCAUCGUCGCUAUGAUUACACAGCUAUCAUAACAGGCUGGGAUGCCGAAUGUGGUGCAGGGGAGCAGUGGAUGAGGCAAAUGGGCAUUGAUGAUCUGCAAGCUGGUCGACAUCAGAGUUUCUACCAUGUUCUUGUUGAGGAUAGGAGCAGUCGAUAUGUCGCCGAAGAAAAUAUUGAGAUUAUAAAACCUGAUAUUUCCGAGCUACCUCCUGUUUUCUCGACUAUUGCUGGUAAGCAUUUUAAGAGAUGGGAUGAACAUAGCCGGACGUAUAUAAGUAACAUUAGAGAUGAAUAUCCCGACGAUUGAUGUGUUUACUUUGGAUCUGUAUAUAUAUAAAGAUAAGAAAAAGAUAUUUAUGAUUUAUAUUAUAUCCAUUUGGGUGUAGUAUAAUGAUAUACAAAUGGAGAAGAGUAUACAUUGGU